Messenger RNA from Dendronephthya gigantea, 1248 nucleotides. RefSeq lists its product as uncharacterized. Lineage: Eukaryota; Metazoa; Cnidaria; Anthozoa; Malacalcyonacea; Nephtheidae. Bases 196 to 1248 code for a protein of 350 amino acids. The record is from RefSeq and is a predicted model, not a curated record. The transcript has 3 exons.
UCACAUGACUGGCAGGUUGGUAUCACAUGAGAUAGCACUGCGCCUGCGCCCAAUCACUGCACGGUUUGCGUUCAACGAGGAAAGACGCGCGAUUUUGUUUUCCGUUACAAUUCACACUGCGAUUUACAUAAUUACUGUAUCAAGUACUUUUUGACAGAACGUAGUUCGUCACUUUACUAGAAAAGUACAUAAGCAAUGGCCGCCCACAGACAAGGGCGUUCUGAUGUUGACCACAUCAGCCGGGCAGAAGAAGCUGCCAGUCGGCCAGAAAACACGCUCGCUUAUGUUGAAGGCGAAGCCGAAGGGGAGUGUGCGGGACAAGUUGAAAGUCCAAACCACUCGAAAGACGAAAAUCAGUCGUCUGUGUUGGAUGCAAUCCGACACCUGAGUGCCGAAAUGGCAGCCAUGAAACAGGACAUGUCUCGGCUUCAAACGUCAACGAAGAAGCGUAAACGUCGCGAUAGCUCUGCUGACGAAAGCGUGCUCGACACGUCCGAUAAAGAACAAACUGGCAAGGCUGUCAAUGCUGAGCUCGCCGCCAUCGUGGAAUCUUUAUUGGGGGAAAAACUCCCUGACGCCAAAUUACAGGCGAAAGUGGAUCUUUAUCCACGGCCCGACAAUAUAAAUGGGCUUAAAACUCCACGGGUUAAUCAAUUAAUUUGGCAACAGCUCGCCACGUCGGUUAGAACUUAUGACUCAAAACAACAGAAAACACAGACAGUUCUGUUGGCUUGUGUGGCGGCCAUGUUACGUGCCGCUGAUCUAGCCCUAGAAAAGAAUCUAGACAAGACAAUUAUUACUACCAUUACAGACGCGGCAGCACUAGCCAUACAGUGCCAUCAUGACCUGAAUGCACUCAGGCGCUUUCACAUGAAGAAAGAACUUCAUGAUGACUAUGCUGCGCUAUGUAACGCCAGCACACCUGCCUCUGACGAGCUGUUUGGCGACCUGACCAAACUGACCAAGGACAUCCAGGAGGCGAACAAAGUCGCAAAGAAAGUCAAGCGGGAUCGUCCAAGCUCGUCCUACCCUAGUACCAACCAGAAAUAUGCCACUAAAAGGCGAUACAACCCAUACAAUAAAACACGAAGUGAUCGGGAUUUUCGGUGGGGCCGAGGGAAGCAAAAAGACAGGCGAAAACAACACACCAACAGUCAGAAAAAAAUUAGUAAACACGGAUUCUUCGCACUUAAAUACGCAUUACUUGCAACACUGGAAACAACUGACAAAAGACCGUCAGAUCAUUGA